AUGCUGCUAGGAGAGAUGAGUCAUUCUUUUGGUAAGCAAUAUUUGUCAAGGAGCAUAAGAGAUAUAAAUAUCAACAUUAAGGAUGUUGAUAAGAAACAUGUUGAGAAAGAAAGUGCAAUUAAGGUAACAACAAGUGAGUUGAAUACUAAUGAACCAAUAAUUGAAGAUGAAAUUGAGGUACCAAUUACUGAUGCACCUUUGAUGUAUGAAGGUGAUAAUGACAAUGAGGAUUUGGAUUAUAUCCCACAGGAGCAAAAUAAGGAAGAUAAAUCUAUGGACGAGAGUUUGUUUUCUGGUAAUGAGACAGAGGAUGAUGAGUUUAUUAAUGCAAUGCAAAAAAAAAAAAAAAGUGUUUUUGAGAAAGAAGAUGUUGACAUUGGCCAUGGAUUAGGUUUAGAUGAUGUUUGUGGUUUACAGAAUGAAAAUAGGGAGCAUGGUUAUGUUAGUGAGUAUGAUGGUUCUGAGCAUGAUGGCUUUGAAACACCAGACAAUAAUGAUGAUAAUGACUUUGAUAUUUGA
This is a messenger RNA of Hevea brasiliensis (rubber tree), 519 nucleotides long. RefSeq lists its product as uncharacterized. Bases 1 to 519 code for a protein of 172 amino acids. The transcript has a single exon. NCBI's taxonomy places the organism in Eukaryota, Viridiplantae, Streptophyta, Magnoliopsida, Malpighiales, Euphorbiaceae. The record is from RefSeq and is a predicted model, not a curated record.